AUGGCAGGGACAAUCACGAUAUCCGUUGCUGAAUAUCAGUCAUUGCUCAAAACAGGGCAGCAGUUUGUUGCCUUGAAGCAGGCAUUGCUCGCGGGAGGAGCCACCACCGAGACAUUGGACGUUCUGAUCGGCGACAAUUUGCCACCGACGCCUUCGGACGAGUUCAUCAAUGUUCGCGUCACCGAAUCCCUUCCAGAUGGUGGCUCAAGAACUCUGUCCAUACCCGUUCAUCGAUCUUUCAACCCUCUAGCCUCUGACUCCGUGACCUCCGUCCUUCGCCAACAACUUGCUUAUUUUCGCAAGCGACUCCCAGAGGCCUAUUCGCUUCUUACAGCUGAAUGCACCGAGGAGGGUGGUACGCAAGCCGAGAUAUUAGAGGCAUUGGUCGAGAAGACUCGUGAUGAGCUCACGAAUCCAAAACGGUCAAUUGUGAUCUCCGGACUCUCGCCUGUUGCGACACUCGAUAGCCUCGCUCAGGGUCUCAAGGGUGGUGCCAUCUUGCAAAUGUAUCUGCGACCCAGCAACCGCUCCGCCCAUGUCAGCUUCGUGAACGCGGCGUGGGAUGACCGACAAACUCGGACGCGACCAAGCCUUACCACGCUCGAUCGAACUCGCAAUUUGGUCAUUCGCUUUGCCAGUCCAGAAUUGACUGCAGAUGGCAUUCGAGCAGAUCUCGACCACAUCCAUCACUUGGAAAUUGUCCACCUCUUCUUCAAAAACGGCCAUGCCUACAUAUCUCUCAACAGCAUUCAGUCGGCUCUCACGGCAAGGAAUUGCAUGCUUUCGCGGCUGAAAUAUAAGAGGUUCAAGAUUGAUUUCUAUCCCGAUGAAUGUGCUCAACCUCUGCCGCCACCACCGCCACCGCCGCCUGCGAACAAGGGGCCCUCGAACAAGUCAUCGGCCAGCAAACCGUUCCAACUGUUGCGCAAAAAUCGCUUUGAAAUGCUCUGGAGUGAAUCGGAAGAGUCCGAGGAGUCCUCAGACGCAGGCGAGGCUUGA
This is a messenger RNA of Fonsecaea multimorphosa CBS 102226, 999 nucleotides long. RefSeq lists its product as uncharacterized. Lineage: Eukaryota; Fungi; Ascomycota; Eurotiomycetes; Chaetothyriales; Herpotrichiellaceae. The coding region runs from base 1 to 999 and encodes 332 amino acids. The record is from RefSeq and is a predicted model, not a curated record. The transcript is spliced from 3 exons.